AUGCACCCGAACAUGGUUGAUGUCUCAAUUAUUGGCAGCGGCACGUCCGCUGUAGCUAUUGCCGCCCAGGUAGUCAACAAAAGCAUAUCAAACGAGAAAGUCAGGUCAAUCGUCCUGAUUGAGAAGGGUGAACACCCAGGGACGGGACUGGCUUAUUCCAAAGCUUGUGAGGGAACAUUCGUCAACGGCCACCCAUCCACCAUGGGGGUGUUCGCCCGUGAUCCAGAAGGGUUCUUGAGAUGGAUGAGUGAGCAAGGGCAAGAAUAUCGGGGUUCCCCUCCGACCAGAGAACGGUUUGGAGAAUACCUGCAGGAUCAGCUUGCCCAAACCGUUCAUGCUGCUGAUAAACUCGGUAUCGAGGUCCGUAUUAUCAAGGACGAGACUGUGGAUGUUGUGGACUUGGAUGGCAGAUAUGAGGUGAUUUUGAAGGAUAGCAGCCCCAUUGUCUCCCGUCAGGUUGUGCUUGCAAUUGGCGAUUUCCCGAAGCAGAUUUAUUCGAAAAUGUCACAUUUUCCUGGAUAUCUUGGGGCCCCUUGGCCAUUGCAAAAGCUCAACCGCAUUUCCCCCGACGCAACAGUUGCGGUGGUUGGCACAAGUCUUACGGCCGUUGAUAUCGCUCUCAGGCUCGCAGAGAAUGGUCAUAGAGGUAAAAUUUGUCUCUUUUCUCGCAAUGGUCGCCUCCCGAAGGUCAAAGGGCCCUCGCCGGCACUAGCUGUGUUUCGCAACCAACACAUCCUGCACAAGUUGGCUAGGGAUCUGGAGCAAAACCCACACAAUGCAUUCGAAACAAUUAUCACGACGAUGGCUGCAGAGCUUGAAAAGAUCAACUGGUUACAUCGAUUCAGCAUGAAGCAGCUUAAUGGACCUAAAUCUGAGCUGGAAGCCGACAUCGCCGCUGCUGAAAAUGGCCAUAUGGAGUGGUUGGCUGUACUCCAUGCAACGGGUACUGUCCUGGAGCGUUACUGGAAUGCACUGUCUCUUGAGGAACGAACGACAUUCAACGAGAAAUAUGCAAGUGUGUGGUAUCUAUACCGCAACGCCAUGCCUUUGCAUAACGGCAAGCAACUCCAUGCAUUGAUGCUGGCAGGGCAGCUUCAGGUGCUCUCCAAGCCGACAGUGUCAUGGGAUGGAGAUUACUUUGUGGUUAAGAGUGGGGAAGAAACAAUUCAGAGCAGCUUCCUGGUUGAGGCUUGCGGCUUAGAACACAACCCAUAUGCCAUCGAGUCACCAUUGCUGCACCGGUUGAUGGAUUCUAAACUCCUGAGACCGCAUGAGGCUGGGGGGGUAUCUGUCGACUUCUGGACUUUGGAGGCAACGAAGAACUUCCACGUUAUUGGGUCCCUUACCCGGGGUGUCCAUUUCUACACCAACUCCGUCCGACGAAUUGCUGCACACGCCGAACGAGUAGCCGAUACCAUCAUUGGAAACAGGGUCUGCCGACCCCAGCAUGUCGCUUUGUUUAUUGGUAGCCUCAAUGCCUACUUGAAUGUCCUGCCCAAGCUUAUACCACGCCUGCUGGACAAUAACCAUGUCCCUUUUGUGUUCGUGACUGCAUCCGUUGUUAAGAGUUUGAGCGCGAUUGAGAGGUAUCUGAAUGGAUCUGGGCCCCAGGUUGCUCUCCCAGAUCUCCAGAGCCGCUAUGGUGUCUUCACAAUGGAGAUAGACUCAAGCGGUCCUUCUCUUCUCAAGGCACUCAAGUCCAGCCAUAUUGAUGUUGGCCUUGGAGUCGACAUAGAGAAGGUGCAGCCCAGCGAGGCAUCCCAUUACUUCCAAUCUCCACGAGAAUUUGUUCGAUUUUUUGAUCGUCACGCCGAAGCACUCAAUGGCAAAUGUAUGGAGCCUCACUCCGAUUCAGCCCGCGUCGUCGAAGACAUGGUCAACGCUGUCGACUGCUUGGGGCGCCGAAAACCCAUUACGGCUUAA
Aspergillus alliaceus is the source of this 1923-nucleotide messenger RNA. Its product is annotated as FAD/NAD(P)-binding protein. NCBI's taxonomy places the organism in Eukaryota, Fungi, Ascomycota, Eurotiomycetes, Eurotiales, Aspergillaceae. The transcript has 2 exons. The coding region runs from base 1 to 1923 and encodes 640 amino acids. The record is from RefSeq and is a predicted model, not a curated record.